Molecule: messenger RNA, 1750 nt
Organism: Pectinophora gossypiella (pink bollworm)
Lineage: Eukaryota; Metazoa; Arthropoda; Insecta; Lepidoptera; Gelechiidae
Exons: 4
Coding region: 1031-1360 (109 amino acids)
Source: RefSeq, a predicted model, not a curated record
ACAAGAUUACUCGAAAUGAAGAAGAAAGAUUUUCAGAUAAGUAUAAUAACAAUUGCUUGAAUAUUUGCGGCAAGAAUUUUAUAUAACAACGAUUCUUUUUUGUUUUAAGUCUACCAAACUUUCGUCGAAUAGGCUGGAUUAUUCUACAUAAGGUGCAGAUACAAUGAUAAAUUGUUGUCCAAUGCAGUACCCUUGAUACAUUGUUCGAUUUUCAAUAAAAUAAAUCAAUAUCUAAUGUCAAAAGCCCAACUUGCACUAGUGCGACUUUUUUAAACGGUAUAAACAGAAUUUCGAACGUGUAACGAUAGGGGAACUGCAGUGAACUGUCAAAACACACACGAGAUGAAUGUCUGCCGAGUGUCGAUAACAUGGCGUCUGCCUCAAAUGAUUUGUGGUAUCGCCAAAUACGAGCGAAAACACGUAAAUUGUGAAUGAUUUAUCGAUCCCCCAUUAAAAUUUAUUUUAAAGUUACGCAUAAAAUCUGACCCGACGUAAAUUUACGAUGUUUAUAUUGUGAUUUUUCAACAAAAACUGUGCUUUACAGACACCAUUUCGCAACUAUAAAAUGUCGUUGUUCCUAUUUCCUUGCGAAGCAGUAAGAAACAAAAAUAAGGUUUGCAACUUCUGACUGCAAAACACUCGUUUACUUCACUUUAUUUCGCUCCGUAAAAUUGUUCCUUUCAGCCGUGGAAACAACAUAUGAGAUUCAAUAAAAACGCAGGAGCAAGCACAGGUGACGUCACAUGAGUGACCUGUGAGGGAUUACAGGAUGUAAGCCGCUCUGGGGAUUGCCGCUUCAAAGCGACUUACGGACCUCUUGCUGGGGGUUUUAUGAGCUCUAUAUACUUGUAAAUGUGCGGUAUACUGUUUAAUGUGAUGAGGUGAUCGGUUUUCCCUGUCAUUUUGGAUGGCGCGUCCUCGUUGCGCCCGCGCCGGUCCGUGACGCGUGCGCACUUGCACAACCUGCGCAGAUAUUAACCCGCGCUGCGUCUCACACGCACAGUGCAACAACUAUCCUACAACCGCCGACAUGAUCCACAAAAUCGCUUUGAGUUUGGCCGUCGUGGUCGCCAGCCAUCUGGUAUUGGCAAACCCAGUGCCUGAACCAGAUCCCUACCACAAGACACACAUCAGAAUCCACGUGCCCCACGAGGUCCACACAGUGCACCACCACCACGUGGAGAAAAUCCCGGUGAUAAAAGAGAUCCCGGUCCUGCACGAAGUACCAGUCGUGAAGCACGUGCCCAUAAUCAAACACGUACCCAUAGUCAAACACAUCCCCGUGCCCAUAGAGAAACACGUCAUCGUUGAAAAACCACUCGUCGUCCCCGUACAUACGGAGCAUUGGGGCUGGCAUUAGAACUAGUAGGAACUAAGAACACUUCCAUAAUGUUUUAUAUAAACUUGACUGGAGGCCGAAAAUAGGCCAACGCUGUAUAUACUUAAGACUGAAGCCGAGUGAAGACUACCUUCAAAGAAGGUUAUAAGAACCAUAUAAAGAUUUUAGCUACUUGAUAACAAAUGACGGUCUGGAAGACAAAAGACAAUCGUCCGUUUUGUCCUUGAAAAUACAGGAAUAUGAAAAAAGAAAUGUAUAGUCAAUUUCGAUAAAUAAUCGUUUCUUAUUUAUAUUUCUCAAUUCUGUUUUCAAUAUGGCCGAUCGUCUGCGUUAGUCGUGAAUAAUAGUUUUAGGUUCUGUAUAUAACUUUAUGUACUCCAAUAUACUCGUAAGGCAGAGGAAAUUUGUAAA